UAUCUAUUUACAACUCAAGCAGCAUCCCUUCAUCCUUGUUCUUGUGUUUCUCCCGCUACGUUGGAUUCCUUAAAGGUUUAAAUCAGUGAAAAAUAAGAGCAAUUUUAAAUAAAUGCAAUAUUUUUUUUACGUUGGCCAAUACCUGAAUCUGGUUUAAUACCAAAAAAGGGUUUAAUACCAAAUACACAUAAUGAGUGCAAAUGGACGCGGGAAACUCACAACUUUAAUUCAAAAGAUAUAAUAACGAGAGUUAAAAAAUAAGGUGGAUGGUGAUAUUUAUAAAACAAGGUUUCAACUAAAAACCGAAAGAGGAAAAUAUUCAAAUAAAAUACAAACUCGGAGGAAAAAGGGAAAAAUAAAAAAAUACUAACCGGGUGGUGGACUGUAAAAUGCCAAAAACUUUUGUGCGGCUCAACGUACAAAAAUUGUAAAGUGCCCGAAAACGAGACGCGGAGAGAGGAGUUUUAAAAGUGAAGAAUUUUAACUGAUUUCCACUCGAAAGGAAUAAUAAAAGUGGGCGUCUGAAGCGGGAGUACAAUGGUGCCGAUGUCGAUGGCCUCCGGAGUGGCCAAGCAGCUCCAGCAGACGAAGCGUGAGGUUACCAUUGCCACCUCCAUGUCAUCAGCCACCAAUGACAGCGCCGCCGGAGCUAACAACAACAACAACUUACUGACCCUGGCGCCCCGCAAGGAGGAGCUGCGUUUUCUGCCCCUCGCAUCCAUGCCCACGCCCGGGAAACCCUGCAGCAUCACCAUCAGCAAUUUGCAGGCCCACAACAUGUCCAGCAAUCAUCAGAAUCAGCUUCAUCCCGCCCUGAAGACGAAACUAACUCAAAUGAACAUUGUUCCGAAGCCCUUAAAGGGAUCCGGAUCAGUGGUAACUUCGACAUCAGCGCCUCUGUUCCAACUGCUGCCAGCGCCGAGCAAGCCCAGCCAGCAGCCACUGGUGGCCAUUUUGACACCAUCGGGAAAAACAGCAACCGUGAUCGGUACCACUGCCCAGGCGAAUGUCAAUUCCCAUCCAGUUGUGAUAAGACCUGGUCAGGCACAGAUUAGCAAGGGCCAUUUUGCCAUCCAAGGCAAUGCCCUGUCACAGACGGUGGGAGGGGUAGUGUCCUCCGGAGGAGGAGCACCACCUGGAUUGGUUGGAAAACCAGAGCUUGUCCAGAAAAGUGUCAUUGCAACUACAGCUAGUGGAGCUGUCACAACUAAUUCAACGCUUCCCGUCCAGGUUGCCAAUCCUGGAACAACCAAAAUAUCCUUGGUCAAUCCCAUCACGCCACGCUCCCCGCUCAUCCUUAGCAAGGUGGCUGUGGACAAGCUGCGACUGAAAUUCAACCAGGCCAAGGCCAAUCCUGGAUCGGUUAUUAUCAGCAAGUCGGGCACUGUGAAGAAGGUGCUGCCCAUGCCGCCGUGCAGCGAGGAUAUGAUCAGGACAUCUCAGAAUAACAACAACAUCAACGGCAAGGCGGCUAUUCCCAUCAAGGCAGUGUCCGUGGUGGCAGACAACACCAACAAGAGCAUGCUGAAAUCCAAGCAAAUCAUAAAGGCUGUUCCUCUGCCGGUCAAGGAGGAUACUGCCUCCACGGCUCUACCUUCAGUUACCAUCCAGAAAGUCCUGCCUACGGCUGUAAAGAUUAUGCCACUGGCUCCGGCUUCGGCUCCGGUUCCGGCUCCUGCUGCAGCCCCCGUUGCCACGAUUUCGGUUCCUACAACUGCCAAUCCUCUGCCGCCGGCUCCCAUUGCUUCGGCGUCGGCAUCCGCAGUUCCAGCUCUUAGUCCGAAGCCCCAGCUUAUAGGGCCGGAGACCACUAUUGUAACUAUAACGCCUGCUAAUGGUUCGAUUUCGGUUCCAAAAGCAUCGAAUGAACAAGCAGCGUCCAAGCCCACACCCACUAGCAGUACAAAAGCCGUUUUAACAUCGGAAUCAAAGACUAAACUGGAAAUGGCUCUCAACGGUCCUCAUAAAAUGGUUCAAUCCGAAACAAACACAAAGCCACAGGCACAUGAGCCGGAGGACCUUUUCAAACCACAACUAGCUCAACCUAAGAAUCCACCCAAGCUCCAACGAGAUCCAAGGGAUACGCCGAAGCCAGAACAAUUGGAGGCCAAAGACGAAGUUAAGAUGCGACAGAUUGAAUCAACAAAUCCUUCUAAAAAUCAACAAGUAGAGCUUCAUAGUCCUCCGAAGCAGAAGCAGCCAUCUGAAAAGCCACGUCAGGAGCUUUAUAGUCCUCCGAAGCAGGAGCCGCCAUCUGAAAAGCAACGUCAGGAGCUUCAUAGUCCACCGAAGCAGAAGCAGCCAUCUGAAAAUCAACGUCAGGAGCCUAAUAGUCCUCCGAAACGGGAGCAGCCAUCUAAAAAUCAACAUCAAGAGCUUUUAAGUCCUCCAAAACAGCAGCAGCCAUCUAAAAAUCAAGAUCAAGAGCCACAUAGUCCUCCGAAACAGCAACAGCCAUCUGAAAAUCAACGCCAGCAGCCUGAAAAGAAGACUCCGCCGAAACCCAAACCGCCGGAGCGCAAAGAGCCGCCAAAGCUCCCGCCACCGGAAAGCAGGAAACAAACUAAAGAUCAUCAAACAAAGUCCAAGGAUAUUCCUAAACUGCAGCGAUCCAAGUCCUUUGUGGGCUCUCCGGAAAUUUCACUGAUUGCUUGUGAACGCCGGCACUCCGUGGCUAUCAUGGCCAAGGAAGUGGACGUGAUCGAGCAGCCUUCUGCACCCAUUGAAACAAUCACCAUCGAGGACGACGACGACAGCGAGGAGGAACCGUUCCAGCACACUCCUCAGCCGAAGAAGAAACCCAUUGUGCUGCCCAUUCUUCCAGCUGGAAUAACUAUAUCCACUACCCGACGAUCAUCAGGUCCUGCAGCGAAAAAUGCGAAAAACAUAAUUUCCUCCAGAAAGAGUUCAUCAUCCAGCUCCAAUAGCGACGUGGUGGAGGUUCCCGUGUCAGUGAGCAAAUUAAAAGAGGACCUGAGCCUGCUGCCGGGAAUCAGUAUUGUGAAAGCUGAAUCCUUGCCGCUGACCAAGGAAGACUUUGAGCGCUCCCUGCGCUGCGAUGAACAAGUGCCUAGUACACCGCCUUCAUCCUCCUCCAGCGCGUCGGUGGCCUCGGACAUGCUUACCCCACCGAAAUCGGUUGAGCCAGUAGCACCGCGGGCCCCUAAGAAUGGUGACCUUCACAUCCAAGAGGCGUUACCGCCGCCUGGCUCACGGGCUAAUGCACUAAAGAAGAACAUGCACCAGAAUCUUCCAAUGCUGCAGUGGCGCGGUCAACAGCCGGCGAAUCUGCAGAACUCAUCGCUGCGGUUCGAGUUGAACCGCUUCAACCUGUUGCAGCUAAACGAACGCUGCGAGCCGCGCCAAGGACCCGCCAACUAUUUCGAACGGGCGCUGUACGACCGGCCGGGUCGCAGGCCUUCCGGUAGCGUUCAUCCCCUGCUCUACCUGUGCCAGCGAUGCAACUGCCAUGGACCAGCCGCCGACUUUCUGGCUCCCCAUUAUUGCUCCGUUCAUUGUGUUCGCCGAGGACAAAAGCGACGUCUUCCCCCAAGCAGCCAAACAGAGAGCAAGAUAAGUCGCACCCAGCCGGAGUCGAAGACAAAGGAGCAGUCUUCCAUCAGACCAGCGCCGUCCAAUAACAAAGCCCCUGCCAAGACCCUGGAGCAGCCAAACCGGGCGAAAGAGAAGGGUAAAAAGGCAUUCCGCUGGAGCGAAUACUUAAAGUCCAAGGGCAGGGAUGUGGCUGCGCCCAUCCACUUGUUUCUCAAUCCGUUCCCCAUCACACCCAACUGCUUUGAGCGCGGGAUGAAACUGGAGGCGAUUGAUCCGGAGAACUGUUCGCUAUUUUGUGUGUGCACUAUUGCCGAGAUUCGUGGCUACCGGCUGAGACUUAGCUUCGACGGCUACUCUUCCAUGUACGAUUUCUGGGUGAACGCGGAUUCGCAGGACAUCUUCCCGCCAGGCUGGUGCGAAGAGACGAACCGUGUCCUUCAGGCACCAAAAGGCUACUGCUCGGAGCGCUUCAACUGGAACCGCUAUUUGGUGAAAACGGGCGUAAAAGCGGCUCCGCGCUCGCUCUUCACCCACUUGAACGUUACUCCGCAGGCGGGUAUUCGCAACGGAUUCAUAGUGGGCAUGCAUCUGGAAGCGGAGGAUCUUAACGACACGGGAAAGAUCUGUGUGGCCACCAUAGCGGACACCCUGGACGAACGCAUUCGCGUCCACUUUGACGGCUGGGAUGACUGCUACGAUUUGUGGGUGCACAUUAGCUCGCCCUACAUCCAUCCCUGCGGCUGGCACGAGGGUCGUCAGCAGUUGAUUGUGCCGCCCGACUACCAGAAGUCGGUCUUCAGCUGGCGCGACUACAUAGCCGAUGUUGGGGGCAUUGCAGCUCCGAAGCAUCUGUUUAUGCCACGGCAGCCGAUGGAGUUUCACGGCCGGAUGAAGCUUGAAGUGGUUGACCAACGGAAUCCCUGUCUCAUUCGUCCCGCAACAGUUGUGACGCGGAAGGGGUACCGGGUGCAAAUCCACCUCGACUGCUGGCCGACAGAAUACUACUUCUGGCUUGAGGACGACAGCCCGGACCUGCAUCCGAUUGGCUGGUGUGAGGCCACCUCGCAUGACCUGGAAACUCCACCGGGCUUCCUACAAAGCAAACCAAUGAUGCCCUGCGACACGGAGGGAUGUCGGGGCUACGGAAACGCAAAGCGCUUCAAUCUUAACGUGCACGCCCUCCAGGAUUGUUGUCCUUAUGCCCCGGACAACUGGCGUCAGUGGCGCUCCAAGACAGUAAAGCCGCCACGCGUUGCGCCGGAAAGCAUCUGGCGUGGUCCAGAAAGGAAAUUCAAGCGAACUAGUCCCGAGCAUGACCGAGUGGAUGUCAGUAAGAAGUACAAACCUGAGGUGCUGCCCCCCAAAGCCCCUAAAACAGAAAACAAGCCGGAAGUCAAGCAGAAGGGGUCACGCCGUAAAGCAAAGCAUGUUCCGAAGCAAGAAAAGCCGGGUCCGAAGGAGCAACAGCCAAAGAAGCAGGAGCCAGAUCCUCGGUCUCUGGCCUUGGCCAACCCCAUUGUGAAGGACUAUGGGCCGCAAUACGUCCAAAACUAUCGGCUAUGGCAACAGAACAGUGCCUUCGAUUUGGAUCAGGUGCGGAGCAACCCACUCAACUGGACGAAGUGGGACGUUUUCGAGUAUAUAGAGCACGCCCUGGAGUCCGAGGAGAUUGCCAAGACCCUCUUCGAGGAGGACAUCGAUGGUAGAGCGUUGCUGAUGAUCGGGCGGCAAGAGCUAGAAAAGUACCUGAAGCUGAAGAUGGGUCCAGCCGUGAAGCUCUACUCGCUGAUUGUCAAUCUGCGAAUUGCGGUGGUUUGCAAGUUCGAGACGACAACCACGGGCCUGGGGAUCUACGCCGUCGCCAAGAAAAUGAAAAUGAAGAAAGAGAAACUGGACUCGCCUGUUUCUGCCAAAGAGAAAGUGAAUGGCUUUAAAGUGAGCCGCAUUGAUUUUGAUGCGGAGCGCUCGGAGAGCGGAGAUGACGAGGAGGACGUCGUGCUGGACAGCGAAGACUUUCUCAGCGUGGAGGCCUGCCAUAUGGACGAGGACGAGGAAAUGGAUUCGGACGUUGAUGCAGAUCCGGAUGUUGUUAUGGUACCGCUGGGGACCCGUAGACCCAUGACAGCAUCCUAGGAUUUUAGACCCAAUCGUUUCCGUUGAUUGAUUCAUAAGAUACUUUGUUGCACUGGCCUAGGCCUAGGCCCGUUUGGGUAUUAUUUAAUUGAUAGUAACUAACUUGUAAGUCUUGUAAGAUUUAAACUAUCAUGUUUGUUUGCCCCCCUAUUCUCCAAUAAAGGAUUCCCUUAGCUCUGUAA
This is a messenger RNA of Drosophila ananassae, 5870 nucleotides long. It is a transcript of the gene l(3)mbt, whose product is annotated as BRD4-interacting chromatin-remodeling complex-associated protein. Gene Ontology annotation, biological process: regulation of DNA-templated transcription. Gene Ontology annotation, cellular component: nucleus. The record is from RefSeq and is a predicted model, not a curated record. NCBI's taxonomy places the organism in Eukaryota, Metazoa, Arthropoda, Insecta, Diptera, Drosophilidae. Bases 538 to 5688 code for a protein of 1716 amino acids. Gene Ontology annotation, molecular function: sequence-specific DNA binding; zinc ion binding. The transcript is spliced from 4 exons.